AUGGACGUGGGACUUGCGGCCACGUAUGGGGCGAUCAACAGCUCUCCGACGAUCUCCACGCUGACGCUCCUGUCUGGAAAGCAUGAGAUGCUCGAAGCAGAGCUGCGGAAGGCCGUGGAUGCGCUGGUGGACAUGAACCCGGUGCUGUCUGGCCGCGUAUGGCAGAAAGACGGUCGCAUCCUGCUGGAGACCAAGGCGCAUGAAGAGUUCCUCCGCGUGUACCCCGCGCCCUCAGAAGCUGCGCAAGCUGCGCCGGCUUCACUCGAGGAGUUGGACUUGAAGUCGAAGAUCCGGUUCCUUGAGGCGGUGGAGGUCUCACUUUGUUCGCCCAUGGACGGGCGCUUCACGCUGGGACACGGCAGCCAGGUCUUCCUGGUGGAGUUGAUGAAGUUGAAGGAAGACAUGUGGGUCAUAGGCAUUCACCUGUCGCACAUUGUGGGGGACAUCCAGACGUUCUACGAUUUGGUGGAGCAGCUGAAUGCACUGCUGAAAGGUGAGAAGCCCGAGCCGCUUGUUUGGGACAGCGACUGGAGGCUCAAAGUCGAUCUUUUCCCCGACUCGCUCAGCGAGAGAGAUCGCCGAAACCUGCGCUGGGGUAUCUUGGGAUGGCUCUGUCAGAAGCUCUGCGGCCCAAGGCGCCUGUGCCAUGUCUCCGUACUCUCCAAGCCGCAACUCGAGGAGAAGAAGAAGGAGCUGGGUGAGCGUCUCUCCAGCAACGACCUGGUCUGUGCGGCCCUUUCCCGGGCCAUUCGAGGUUCCGACAUUAUGAAUCUGGCCGUGAACCUGCGGAAGCGAGCGGGGCAAGCACAAGGGCAAAGAGUCGCCGGGAACUUCUGGCAGACGGUGGCCCUGGACCACGAUGCCGCCAAGGACCCCCAGACGAUCCGGCAGCACCUCCCCAAGCUUCAGUUCUUCAAGACCGACGAGAUGCCUUUUUGGCCCUAUGCCCUUGGGCGCUACAGCUUCGUCACCAACUGGACGGCUUGCACGCGCCAUCUCUCGAUUCCGGGAUUGACCGUGCAAUGCCAUCUCCCCCAUUCGAACUUCCUCAAGGGUACCCCGACGAACGUGGCGGUCAUUUUCCACGUCGACGCCGAGACUCUGGGGCUCAGCCACAAUGUCCCUCCAGCGAGCCUGGACACCACGGGGUUGCUGGGUGCGUUGACGCUCUGA
Molecule: messenger RNA, 1173 nt
Organism: Symbiodinium natans
Lineage: Eukaryota; Dinophyceae; Suessiales; Symbiodiniaceae
Source: the annotation of a GenBank genome assembly